Leishmania braziliensis MHOM/BR/75/M2904 is the source of this 1836-nucleotide messenger RNA. RefSeq lists its product as hypothetical. The record is from RefSeq and is a predicted model, not a curated record. The coding region runs from base 1 to 1836 and encodes 611 amino acids. The transcript has a single exon. Lineage: Eukaryota; Euglenozoa; Kinetoplastea; Trypanosomatida; Trypanosomatidae.
AUGUGGAAUCCGCACAGCUAUAUUGCUCAGGCUAUUGGGUCCAAGCGCAAGGUUAUUAACUCUGUGACGCUUCCUUCGUUUUACGAGUACACUACGCGUCUUUUACUGCUUGAGAGGGAAGAAGAGCAUCUACGUUCUAAAAUGGCCCGGGAAAGAGUGGUAUGGAAAAUGUCGAGCUUCUCAUUUUGUGGCAAAGACUACACAGCGCACUACAGUAUUGAACAGGACACCGAACAGUUUGUUCAACAGCUGGGAACUACCGUAAAGGACAUUUCAGAUGCCGUGAUAAGAUGCAGGAGCACCUAUGCUGACUUCCUCGAGCAGUUGGAGACCUUUCGAAAGAUGUGCAAAGAUGAGGAGGCAGACUUUAUGUUUGCAGACAAUAUUUCUGUAGAUAAUGUCUAUACGCGAGAGGCGUAUCUGUGCCUCGAACUUAGCAGAAGUCUUUCUGUUCCUGCUACUGUAUCGAUGUUACUUAUUGAGCGAGAGAGCUUUCAUUUUGUUAUCAAAGGUGAUCUCUGUACGUUUCCUAUUGCCGCGAUGAUCGACGGUGACGGUGCACCUGUGCGUUAUGAGGGCGUCGAGUUAGGUUCUGAGACAUUUUCCACCAGCAAUGGAUUCUGCAGACAAUGUAAGGAUGUAAAUGGCUGCUGCUUCGUGACUGUUAUAUCAGAAAAGGGAAUGGGCUGUGCAGCCGCUCUUUUUUCCGCCGAGACGGUGGUGAGUGAUGGCCAUGUCGAGGCAGUACUACGAACACUGACGGAUGCAGGUGCGAUUGCCUGUUUCUCGUGUGUAUAUAAUGACGGUACUGUGUACCAGUAUGAGCAGCAGGGAAUCGAUGCUGACAGUGCUGCUAUGGCUGCGGCAACGCGGUAUGAUGCUGUUGCUCAUCGUGCUCGCGUAAUUCGUUAUAGCAGAAACGCCGAUGCAAUGCAUCUACUGAUCGAUGAUACGAAGAAAAGCGUUCCGAGAGAUGUGACAGCCUUUGAUUCAGCGUUGAAUCCGCCGACCCUUGUGGCAACGAUGCAGGCGUUCUCUGGUCGCCCGUACUUUGAAGUGGUGCACCGUGUGGCUCCCAUUGGGCUCUUAAGUGGGUCUAUGCUUCUUUCCGUCGAGCGGGACAGUCCGUUAUACAAUAAUGUGCUGAAGUGUGGGGACAAGAUUUUACUUUUUGUUUUUGCUGAUCAAGAUGUGUGGAAAAAGGGCUGUCCUCGUCAGUGGCUUGUCCCUGCGAAGUGCGACGCUUUCAAAACAAGUUCAGGCUACUUUUCUGUUCCUCGAUGCAGCGUGGUGUCUAUUGCGCUUUUGUUCAGUACAGAAAGGAGUUUUGCAGUUGGCGACAGUGCAGUAGUUUUGGGCAGUGUGACCGAUGCAACCUUAAUAGAGAAGCCCUUCUCGUUACCUCUUUCUCUGCCCUCUAUCUUGUUUCGCUACACUCCAUUUGUGUGCAAAUUUCUUCAUCGGAGGUAUGGUCCCGUUGGUUUUGUCGGUUAUUCAUUUUUUUUCUGCAGCACCACACCUCUGAUUGCUACGGCCAUGGUUUCUCUUAAUGUCACUGACAUCAUCAGUUCUGAAGCAGAUAUAGAGCCAACCGUAGAGCUGUUUUUCUUUCGAAGAGACUACGGACUGUUUCCGGAGUCUGUGUAUCCAAACUUCACUGAGGAUCUUCCGUUUCCUCUCCAUCAGUUAACGGGUGAGAAGGCAAGCGUGGUGGCAGGAAAGGUCGCUUGUCGCCUGCUUCAAAUGGGGUUGCUAGUGAGGGAGUCUAGCGUGUUUCUCGUACUUUCUGUAACUCGAGUUAUCUUUGAUGGAUCUGAAGUAUUGCAGAUUGCAUAA